Messenger RNA from Tribolium castaneum (red flour beetle), 2033 nucleotides. RefSeq lists its product as uncharacterized. The coding region runs from base 280 to 1494 and encodes 404 amino acids. The transcript has 8 exons. NCBI's taxonomy places the organism in Eukaryota, Metazoa, Arthropoda, Insecta, Coleoptera, Tenebrionidae. The record is from RefSeq and is a predicted model, not a curated record.
CUGCUAGAAAGCGUUGAGAAUCCGAUCAAUUUCGUGCUGGAAUUUUUCGAGUGAACAUCUAGAUUUUGGCACGAACCGGGUUAUAUAACUUAGUGCCCCAGUGCCAGCACUAGACAACACCUCAACAAAAGUGAAAGGACCAGGCUUGUAUAAUAUUGGAUUUUUGCUUUAUUCGUAACGUAAUAUCGUUAGUGCAUAACUGUAUGUGGCCAUUUAACCAGCACACGUGAUCCUCGCAAAAUUUCAAAACUCUACAAGUGUUAACCUAGUCUAGUCAAAAUGAAGUGUAUCGUAAGUACCGCGUGUGUUUUGAGUGUUUUGGUUGCUGUUAGUUUUGCCGCCCCAUAUUUCCCCGCACAGUUCUCAGCGUCCUCUAACCUCCAGAUAGGAGGAGGCGGCGGCUCUACGAGUGUCGCUGCAAGUGGUACUGCAUCCACUGGCACUAGCACGUCCGGAGGAGGUUUAUCAGAUAUUUUAGGAAGCAUUGAUAUUCCGGGCUUGUUGCGAAGUGUGAACAGUAUAGUGAAACUUGUUGGCGUCUUCUGUCCGCCGUUAUCGCAGGUGCUCGAUAACGUGAUUCAGAACGUGACCAGUACGGCGUUUCGAGUCUUUGGCCGUGUUAUCCUCAGAGGCGGCUUGGGUGGAGGAAGUGGUGGGAGCAGUGGGGGUAGUACUGCGUCCAGAGUCAAUGUUGUCUUGCCCACUUAUCCACCCGACGAAGACGAAGAUUACGAGGAUGAGGAAGCGACAAGUCCCGCUGAUAAUGUCGAUUUGAGGAUUUCUCAGUCGACCUCUGCCACCCAAACGGGCCAGACUGUGGUAAACACAACCUCAACACUGUACACUUCAGCUGCCAGCGACGACGAAAACACGGUCGCGAAAAGGCACGUGAGGGUGGUUCGAGCAGCAGAAAAGGAAGAAGCUGCAGAGGAAGAGGAAGAGGAGGAUCAAGAUGGGGCCGAAUCGGCACCGCAGCCCGCUGAAGACCUAUCGAACGUUGACGCCGACGACACCGACCGGAACAAGAGAUACUCUCCCUUCGGAGGCGCGGAGCAUCAUGGCGGAGCCGGAUCAGGAAAUUUCUUGUUUGAUAUAAUCCGGAACACGGCGGACAGGGCUGCUCGUACAGUUGGCACUGUCUACAGGAUGGUUGCUGGCACUGAGAAUUUGGGAUGGGGUUUGACGACCAACGCGAAGACUUCCCAGACCAUAACACCUUACGGGGCUGCUUCUCCAGCAAAGCUCGUCGCCGGAUCUGGGGCCACUGAAGAAUCCGACGAGAAGAUCGGCGCUGGAGGUGUUGCAGAGAUCGACAUUGCGAAGGGGGCUGGAGUGGAGCACCAUGGCGAGGGAAUCCCCGGACCCAUCACCCGUUUGUUUGUCAUUGCUAAUCGCGGUCUCGCCAACCUCGUACAAGACUUAAUCUUGCGUUUGGCCCAAACUAGCGAAAGAUUAGUCAAUUUCAAGGCUCGUCUUGUUACAUCUCUCAUCUAAGCAAAUUACAUCGCCAUCGUAAUUUAAUCCACCUCGCUCAUGCAACACCUUCACGCAUUGUUACCACUAUUGUAAAAAACAAGCAUGGAGCUCAUUAUUAUAAAUUAAUUUAUCAGUUUCUAUUUUUGUUAUUUUUUAUUUAAAUUUUUUGUAUAUAGUGAUAACUUUCUUUUCGCUGUUCUUUUAACACGUCAUCAUGUGGUCGUCUUGCCAUUUCUUCCUUAAAUUUUGUUAUUCUUUUUCUACUUCUUCACUAGCUUUAAAUUUUAGCGUAAGUCUCUCUGUUAAAUUUAGCUUCGCAGUAUAAAUUACCAGAUGUAUAUAACCUGAACAAUUGCUCAGUUUGAACUUACUACAUGGAAAUGUAAAUAGAAAUUUCUUCAUCAUGGUGUAGAUUAUUGUCUAUUUUGUGUCUCUGUAAGUAGUGUACAUAAUUUAAAAGGAAACACAGGUUUAAAAAUUUUGAUUUUUUUAUGAAAGUUACUGUAUGUUGUAUUUUUUAUAGUAAUUAUAUUAAAAAUACAAAAUUCUUUAAAAAA